Messenger RNA from Topomyia yanbarensis, 6813 nucleotides. RefSeq lists its product as uncharacterized. NCBI's taxonomy places the organism in Eukaryota, Metazoa, Arthropoda, Insecta, Diptera, Culicidae. Gene Ontology annotation, biological process: DNA integration; regulation of transcription by RNA polymerase II. Gene Ontology annotation, cellular component: nucleus. The transcript has 16 exons. Bases 109 to 6762 code for a protein of 2217 amino acids. Gene Ontology annotation, molecular function: zinc ion binding; RNA polymerase II transcription regulatory region sequence-specific DNA binding; DNA-binding transcription factor activity, RNA polymerase II-specific. The record is from RefSeq and is a predicted model, not a curated record.
UCAAAAGAAAAUAGUCUGGUUCGUGCGUUGUUGAUAUUUCAAAAUGGUUAUUAAAAUGUUGAAAUAAAUAAGUAUUUGGAUCUUUUCGAUUGGGUACGGAGAUUAAACAUGUCUUCUGUUGACCCGUUAUCCAACAAGUGCCGGUGUUGCCUAAAAGAAAAUAAAAGCAACAGUUACUCCGUGUUCGCCACUUUGGAGGAAUUCGAGAGCAAAAUCUGCGACCUGAUUGCAAAUUGCUGCGGAAUCACGAUCAAAGAAAAUGAUGAUUACCCGAAGUUCAUCUGCAGAAAAUGUUUUUACGAGCUGGUCAAGGCCACGCGCUUCCGUGUUCGAUGCAUUCAGUCGGAGAGUGUCUUGCACAAGGAACAAUCUCAGCUUUCCAAUAGUAGUACAGGUUCGAUAUCAUGUGAACAGGCAAUCUCCUCGCUGCCUCAAGAUGAUAUGUUAGCUAUGGAACCUGAACUGUUGAUUCAAGUAAAAGAGGAACCCAUAGAUUUUCAGCUGCAGUAUGAUCCCUUAUCUGAGGAAGCACAGCGAAAUGAAUCGAAUGCUCCAAAAGUAGCCGCGACAAACAAUGUUCAGCCAGCUGUUCUUUUCGAUCCGGCGCAGCUGCUGGUUCCCUGUGAACUGUGUAGCAGAAAAUUUGCCACCCGAGCCAACCUUCUCACGCAUAUGCGUUUUCAUCCAAAAUUACCCUGCCUUAUCUGCGAUGAGGAGUUCGAGAGCCAAGCUAAUCUUACGAAGCACCAAGAGGAAAAACAUCCUUCAGAAGCAGUCGCCCUGCCAAGCGUUCCAUUCAAAAAUGAAAUACUAACGUACCCAUGCGACGUCUGUGGUAAAGUUUUUCCUUCGAAAAAGCAGUUAUCUAACCAUAAGCCCCGUCAUCUUAGCGAAUCGUUGAAGAAAUGUUCGAUAUGUGACAAAAAAUUUAUUAUGGAAUCUAGAUACUUGCGUCAUAUGAAACAACACGAGCGUGGCAAAGUCGAUCAGUGUCAGACGUGUGGUCGAAUCUUCCAUUGCAGGAAAAAAUUUACGCGACAUAAAUGCAAACGCCCGUUGAAUCAAUGUUUGAUUUGUUUAGAGAUUUUUACAGAUACUCUUAACCUGACGAGGCAUCGGCGUCUGCAUGAUGCGGAACGUAAAUCAUAUAAAUGCGACCAAUGCGAUCGAACUUUCAUCGAGAAAAGAAACCUGACGAUUCAUCAGCGCUACCACUCCAAUGAAGAUAUACCAACAUGUGACAUUUGUGGCAAGCGAUUCCUACAUAUUACCCGUCUACAGAAACAUAUGCCAAUACAUAACGAACCCGACAACACUCCCGGCAAAUGUAUUCUUUGCGACAAAGAAUUCCUUCGACAGUCUGAGCUCAAGCGACACAUUCGAUGGCACAAUGGAGAAUUGCCGCACGAGUGUACCAUCUGUGGUAAACUGUACCGAGAACGUCGCCAUUUACUAACGCACCAACGAAAGCAUACCGGAGAAAAGCCGUUCCAGUGUGACCGCUGUGAUAAAGCAUUUUGCUCUCGGGACGUCCUAAGACAACACAAAGCGCUUCACGACCGGCCAGUAAAGACGCAUCAGUGCACCAUUUGCGGCAAUACGUUUACUGCCGUUAACUAUCUUAGAUUUCACAUGAAGAAGCAUACCAACGAUGAGCAAAAAACGACCCAAAGCGCUGAGCAGACAGCGGAUCAACUGCUGAACACCGUGCCGUUGUUACGUACACCUCUUCCAGAAAAUGCAUCUGCACGGUCAAAACGAGUCGCUCGGAAAGAACAGUGUGCUUUGGUUGCGGAGCUGUUGGAUUACCAUGAUACGACAAAGAGAAGUCCGGCACUCGUUGGAAUUGCUGCAGCGAUGGAAAAACGUGUUUCAGAAUUGCUCCAAAACCAAUUGGGAAACGACGAAUCUGCAAUCAGUGCACAGAAAGCUAACAACUCAAAUGAGCGCGCAGAUGAAAUCUUCGUUCCUGUGUUGCACAGUACACUACUGAGCAGUGAUGAUAAUACCAGCAAAGUGGAACAUUUAGUUUGCAUCGAUGGCAUUUCUGCGACAGAGGCAGAUAACGGAAAUAUAAAUAUUGCAUCAGGUUCCCUCUUUAAACAAUCUUACGAAGGCAUCGAACGCAAUCAGUCGCACAAAUGCCGAGCGGAGGAAAUUACCAAAGUGGCGUACGAUCGCAGAGUUGCGUUCAGUGGUAAGCGAACAUCAACGAGUAAUCCGACGGCUGAGAUCACAGGCGUGAAGAAGAAGGUAGUUUGGACUUCAGAGGAGAUCGCUAUGGCAUUCUCUUUGAGAUAUCACAGCCAACCUGGUUAUGAAAUUGUUCGCAAAGAUUUCAAAAUUCCCUUACCGUGUCUACGAAGCCUUCGUGAAUGGGCAUCGUGUGUAAAUAUGCGCCGCGGUGUUCUAACCGAUGUUUUAACUUUGCUUGGAAUCGCCGGAAAACACAUGUCGCAACGUGAGCGAGUAGUUGUUCUAGGAUUUGAUGAAAUGUCAGUGAAUGCAACUGUUGAGCAUGAUAAAAGGAACGACGACAUACUCGGGCCGCACAAAGAGUUACAAGUUGUAUCCGCUCGUGGACUGUUCGCCAAAUGGAAGCAACCUAUUUUUGCUGAUUUUGAUCGACAGAUGUCUAAAGUAAUUCUGGAUGAUCUGAUUUCUCGAUUGUAUGCAAUUGGGUUCACAGUUGUCGCCAAUGUACAUGAUUGUGGUGGAGGUAAUAUGGCAAUUUGGAAAGAAAUCACAGAGAAAGAUGAUUACCCGAAGUUUAUCUGUGGGAAAUGUUAUUGCGAGCUAGUGGAGGCUACGCGUUUUCGAAAUCGCUGCAUCCAGUCGCAGAGUAUCUUGCACGAGAAACAAUCAUCUACGGUUUCCAGUCAGAUUAAUGAUGAGCUUGAUAUGGAAACCGAAUGGUUGGUCGAAAUAGAAGAUGAUCAGAAAGAUGUACUAGAUUUGGAAACAGAAUGGGUGAACGAAGUAAAAGAAGAGCCCAUUGAUUUUCAGCUGGAAUUUGAUCCCUUAGCUGAGGAAGCACAGCGAAACGAAUCGAAUGAUCCAAAAGUAAAAUCAAUUAAUAUCCAGCCGACAGCCCGUUUCAAUCUCGCGCGGUUGCUGGUUCCCUGUCUGCUGUGUAGCAAAAAAUUUGCCACCCGGGCCAACCUGCUCACUCAUAUGCGCUUCCAUCCGAAAAAGAAAUGCCUUAUGUGCGAUGAGGCGUUUAUAAGCUUAGCUGAACUUGCGAGACACCAAAGGGAAAAACAUCCCCCAGAAGAAGCUCAGGACGUUAAUGUCGUCAUGGCAAGCGGUUCAAAAAAUGAAAUACUAACGUACCCAUGCGAAGUCUGUGGUAAAGUGUUUACAUCGAAACUGCAGUUAUCUAAUCACAAGCCACGUCACAAAUCGUCGAUAAAAUAUCCCCUCAACCUGAUAAGGCACCGGCGUCAGCAUGAUCCGGAACGUAAAUCGCAUAAGUGCGAACAAUGCGGUAAAACUUUCAUCGAGGAAAGAAAUCUGGCGAUUCACCAGCGCUACCAUUCUGAUGAGGAUAUGCCGACUUGUAAAAUUUGUGGUAAACGAUUCCUACAUAUUACUCGUCUACGGAAACAUAUGCCAAUACAUAACGAACCCGACAACACUCCCGGAAAAUGUACUCUUUGCGACAAAGAAUUCCUUCGACAGUCUGAGCUCAAGCGGCACAUGCGAUGGCACAGUGGAGAAUUGCCGCACGAAUGCACUACAUGUGGUAAACUGUACCGAGAACGCCGGGACUUACUAAUGCACGAACGAAAGCAUACCGGAGAUAUGCCAUUCAAGUGCGACAUCUGUGAUAAAACGUAUGCCUCUCCCGACGUCUUCAGGCAACACAAAGCGUUCCACAAUCGGCCAGUAAAAACGCACCAAUGCACAAUAUGCGACAUUACGUUUAGUGCCGCCAACUAUCUGAAAUUUCACAUGAAGAAGCAUAUUAACGAAGAACAAAAAAAGAUUCGUAACGCGGAAGGGACAACGGAUCAGCUGCUGAUACAGAUGAAGAACCAGCAGCCACCGCUUCCACUUCUCGAACGAAGAUUCGCUGAUCGGGUCAUCCCACUGAACGCCAGAUUGCCAACUUGCCGCCAAGAAGUUUGGCGAUCUGGCGUUCAGUGGGAUGACCCGAUCAGCGAAUUUUCGUUCGAGAAGUGGAAGCGGUGGCUGCAGGUUCUUCCGCGAGUGGAACAGGUCACGGUACCGCGAUGCCACCGUAUUCGGACUAGUUCCAGUGCAAAUUAUGAAGUACAGCUGCACACAUUUGUCGAUGCCACCGAUCUCCCGCCAGCACGGCUCGCGGCAUUCUCACGUCCAUUCACGUCGGUUGGGAUAGACUACUUCGAGCCAAUGGAGGUCGUCAUAGGUAGUAGAGUGGAAAAACGAUGGGGAAUGCUCGCCACCUGUUUAACCAUUCGUGCGAUACACAUUGAGCUGGUACACUCACUUAGCACGGACUCAUGCAUCAUGGCUCUGCGCAACUUUAUCGCCCAUCGCGGUUCGCCCAGGAUGAUAUACAGCGACCGUGGGACAAACUUUGUCGGCGCAAGUCGAAAACUACGGAAUGCCGAGUCCGCUAUCGACCAACAGGCGAUAAUGGCAGAGUUCGUCAGCUCCGAAACUAAAUGGUUGUUCAACCCUCCAGCUUCGCCGCACAUGGGCGGCAGUUGGGAACGCCUGAUCCGCACUGUUAAAAAGAAUCUGGCUGCCAUCAGCCUGACGAAGAAACCGACCGAUGAAGUACUCCGGAGCCUUCUGACUGAGAUUGAGAACGUAGUGAACUCUCGGCCAUUGACCCACGUUCCGAUCGAUGAUGAAUCUCCUGCUCUCCCCACGAUGAUCACCCGAAGGAUGAAGUGGUUCAUCCAUACGAAACCCGUAUGUGUAGGAGACGUCGUUGUCAUCGUCGAUCCGAUAUUUCCGAGAAACUGUUGGCCGAAGGGAAAGAUCAUUGAGACCUGCAAUUCCAGAGACGGUCAGCCACUGUACGGACGGCGAAUGGCGUUAUUUAAUAUAAAAGCGAUCCUUGUGAUAUUAAAAAUUUACCAAGUUGUUUUGCAUUCUAAUAAUCAGAAAAUUCUGUUAUGCUGCAUGGUUGAAAUGGGCUCUUCCGAGACGCUAAUGCUAGAUCAUUGUCGCUGCUGUUUGAUAAAAAAUAACAGCAAUGUUUACUGUGUGUUCGGAGUUCUGGCCGAGUUCGAGAGCAAAAUUUGUGAACUGAUAGCAAACUGCACAGGAGUCACGAUUACAGAGGAUGACCCGUUUCCAAAAAAUAUUUGUGCAAACUGCUUCACUGAGUUGGUCAAGUCAACGCGGUACCGAAUUCGUUGCACCCGAACACAGGACAUUUUGCGCAAUAAGCAAAUAGGCUCCUCGACCAACAUCCUUUCGGCAGAUAAAAUACCAAAAACACUCCCAGGCCCGGUUGAAGAAAUUAUUUUCGAACAGGUUUUGGAGACGCUGGGUGAACCAACUAAGGUUGAGUUGCGAACUUUCCCCUUACCAGUUGAAACAUCAUCAGGCAAUAGGAAAAAAGUAAAAAGGAAGUCGAAAUCCGCUGCUGCUAUUGAUCCGAAGCAGAUGCCAUUCGCCUGCCAAGAGUGCGGCAGAGGGUUUUCGUCGCGGGCCGCCGUCUCUUCACACAUGCGAGUGCACCCGAAAGUAACCUGCGAUAUAUGCUGGGCAGAGUUCCAAGGUGAUGCUCAACUUGCCACCCACCGAGCGCUACACCCGCAAGCCCAAGAAGUGAAAAGCUCAAACGAAGUAACCGAUGGUGACGGAGGUCCACCACCCGAGCGGAAGCAUCUAUGUAAAAUAUGCGGGGAAGGUUUCACGUCAUUUGAACUACUAACUGACCACAAACGCAUCCAUACGAAAGAAGCGCUGAAGAAAUGUGAGUUUUGUGGUAAAAAGUUUAUCACAUUACAUCGAUUCCUACUGCACAUGAGUACUCACGCUGACGGCAAAGUCGAGCAAUGUAAGGGAUGUGGCAAAACUUUCCACUCCAAAGGAAAGCUUUCUCGUCACCAGUGCAGACGACCUAGUAAACUGCCUAAUCAGUGUUUGACCUGCAUGGAAGUAUUCCCAGACGAAAUUGGAUUGAGACGACACCGAAGUAUACACGUCGUAGAACGAGCCUUUAAAUGUGAGUACUGCGGUAAGGCGUUCAUCAAAAAUAGCACUCUCAAGUUCCACAUGCGCUAUCACACCGGGGAAAAGGUGUACCCAUGCGAAAUUUGUGGCAAACGAUUCCUGCAUAUGCAUCGGCUUCAAAUGCACAUUCAAGCGCAUAACGAUCCUAAUAACACAGUCUUCAAGUGUAGUAUUUGUGGCAGAGAAUUCUCGAGACAAACGGAACUCAAUCGACACACACGAUGGCACAAUGGUGAAUUGCCCCACGAGUGCACUGCAUGUGGUAAAUUUUUCCGAGAACAUCGUCAGUUGUUAAAGCACGAACGCACUCACACCGGAGAAAAACCGUACCAGUGCGACAUCUGCAAUAAAGCGUUCCACCGUUCAAACAUCCUCAUCCAGCACAGAGCCCGUCACGCCAAACCAGUUCAAACGUACGAGUGUGGAAUCUGUGGCAAUGUGUUCGCUAGGGCUAACUAUCUGGCCUUUCACAUGGUAAAACAUAAAGGAAAGCCUGAAGGUACCACCAACGACGUUGGUGAUACCGGCGGUAACCAACCAGUCGAUAAGAACCAACCUACUGGUGGAAAGGAUGUUCAUUAGUUUUAGGUUUGGAUUUGAGAAAUAACACAGUAAUAAAUUUUAAUACACAUA